UAUUUCAAUUAACAAUAAGAGACAUUUAAAUUACGAUUCGAAUCCACCAUCAUCCUUGCGUGUACAUUGCAUUACGAUUGCUCAACAUCAAUAGCAGUGCGACUCUUCCUUUUUGCUAUGUUGACAGGUAGAAAUACUAUGCGAACAUCAUUAUGAGGAUAGCAAUGGAGAGGUGAGUGUUUUCAAAGUCUCUCAGAUUUUUUAUAGCCUCAGUUCGAGCCUGAUAUUUGCCGGUCGCUUUUGCUUGCGCCAUGUAACAAAACAAAACGAUGCCUUCCCUUUCCACGGCGAUGUACAGAUGGCAGCAGGAGGAAUGAACGUUAGGUUGUUAUUGACUUUUGAGGAAGCCGGCAACUGAAUGAUGAGAGUUCCAGAAGACGACCGAAAUAAAACGAAGUAUGAAUCCCCCCACCACCAAGGCACCAACGGCUACACCGCCGUGAGGCCCGGCCAUGGCGGACGCGCGGGAGCUGCAACGGUACCUGGGCGCCGCCCUCUCACACCGCGGCGGGGGGGCGCUGCCCUAUGCGGCGGACGACAGGUGGCUGAUCCGCCACCACCUGGUCUCUCUGGUCGAUGCCUUCCCUUCCUUCCGCCCCUCCGCAGCCGCCUUCACCUAUAACGACGGCCGCACCACCAUCCUCCUCCGCGCCGAGGGCACCAUCCCCACCUCCGGCGGCCACCUUCCGGCCUCCAUCUGGCUCCUGGAGGCCUACCCCCACGUUCCCCCCGCCGUCUUCCUCUGUCCCGUCCGGGGGACGCUCAUAAGGCCCGGCCACGCCCACGUCGACCCCUCCGGUGCCGUCGACGCCGCCUACCUCCGCUCCUGGCGCUACCCCGCCUCCAACCUCGCCGACCUCGUCCCCUCCCUCUCCCUCCUCUUUAGCCUCGAUCCACCCCUCUACACUAAGCCCAAGCCCAGGAAUGAUCCGGUGGAGGUGAAAUGGAUCUUGGAGAUGGUGCAGCGGGACCUCGCCGGCCGGGAGGCGGAGAUGGAGGGGUUUCUUCGAGUCCAGGCGGAGUUGAAGCGAAGAGAACAGGCGAUCGCGCGUGGAACGAGGGAAUUGGAGGAAGCGAGGGACAACUUGGAGCAGGAGCUUCAGGUGACUCAGAUGAACACGGAUGUGAUGGAGAGUUGGGUACGGGAGACCAAGGGGAACAUCAGAAGGAGAUGGAAGGAAAGGGAAGUGAGCAUUGAUGAUGUAUUCGAGCCGUCUGAUGUGUCUUCGAGGAAGAUGAUGGAAUGCGCAGCGAUGGACCUGGCGUUGGAGGACACCAUUUAUGCGUUGGAUCGGGCGGCGACUGAGGGAUGCAUGCCUUUUCAUGCGUACUUAAAACACGUGAGGGCGCUGUCGAGAGAGCAGUUCUUCCACCGGAGCAUGGCAGCCAGAGUCCGCAUGAUGCUUCAUAGAGAGGGUGAGAGAAAUCAAGUAGGAAGCUUGUGAUUUGAUUUGGUUACAACAUCAUGUUUUGUGGUCUUUUGACACUUUGUUUCUGAAUCUGGAUUGGGAAGGGAAUAUGGUAUAUGGAUGAGGAUUCUUUUAGCAUGGACUCAUGUAGACAGUUUGGGUACCUUCCAUGUAGAGAAUUCCCCGGCUAUUUUGUGGUAAUACAUGUAAUAUGAUGAACAUUAGAUCAUACUGUAUACAAAUAAUUUGCCUAGAAACUAAUUUGUAUCUCUUGGUGAUUUUGUAUUGGGUGGAUUUUAGAUGCCUUUGGGCAUGUGAUUCCAAUUUUCCAUAAUUAUCGAUGUAUCCUAUUUUGUUGUGCUGCCUAAA
This is a messenger RNA of Phoenix dactylifera (date palm), 1778 nucleotides long. The record is from RefSeq and is a predicted model, not a curated record. NCBI's taxonomy places the organism in Eukaryota, Viridiplantae, Streptophyta, Magnoliopsida, Arecales, Arecaceae.